AUGCCAACGUCCGAUUCCGUCGCGUCCUCCACAACAUCCCGCGUCAAGCUCCGCUCGUCGUGUGAUCGCUGCUCGGCAAACAAGAUCAAAUGCAGCCAGGAGAAACCGGCAUGUCAGCGGUGCCGCUCGCUUGAUCUGCAGUGCAUCUACAGCCGGUCGAUGAGAUCGGGCAAGCCGCCACGGUCUCGACAGCGGAUGACGACGCUUGCGGGGAGCAGACCGGCCGCCAGUAGCAGUGGCCUCUCCGCCGCUGCUGUCGAUGAUAUCAAGAUCGUCUCCCACGGCGACGCAGCCGCGUCUGUGCCCUGUCUGGAGGGGAUCAAUCUAGAGAGCAUGCUGGCGACGAAUGCGGCCACGAACCAGUACGGUCUGUUCUACGAGAACAGUCCCCUGGGGACGCCAGAGAAGUUUCUCAUCAAUGCCUCUGUGGAAUAUGCCCCGAACCGCAGCUUCUCGAAGCAAGGAGAUACAGGCAUCACUGACAUGCCCACGCCUUUGCCGCUUCUUCAAACCGUCGACAAUAGUCCGGAGCACAAGCAGCAAGCGCCGUACAUGACCCCCUGCCCGAGUUUCAGCAACACGCCGAUGGACACGGGGUUCAGCCCGCUAGGACCGCCGUUUGACAAGCCAAGCAUGAGCGACUCGUCGCACGACUGCAUUGGUCUUGCGCUGGGGACAUUGGCGAGUCUCUACCAGCUGUCGUCCAGCCCAUACAGCAACGGGACGGUGGAAGAACUGCAGGACAACUUUUCCUCCUCAGCGCCCACAAUCGACCAAGUCCUCCAAACGAACAGCGCAGCAAUCAAGAACGCCAUGACUCUCCUGGCAUGCCCGUGCGCCAAGGACUUUUGCUUCCCCAUCCUGAUGGGCGUGAUCUACUCGAAGAUCCUGACAUGGUACCAAGCGAUCGUCAACAUCGACGACGACAACAACGAUCCUGACGUGAUGAACGGCAACAACAGCAGCAGCAACGACAUCUACUCCUCCUACUCGCCAUCAAAAAAAGAGUCCGUGGCAGCAGUUUACCGCCCCUUCCUAGUCGGAUCCUACAGACUGGACGAAGAGAUCGGCCGGAUUAUGACGCAGCAGCUAGUGCUGAACGAGCUGCGCGAGAUGGCCAAGGCGGUGGGCGUCUUUCUCGAUGGGUUCUUGGAGAACACAUCUACCUCCGCAUGGGCAUUUCUCUAG
Rasamsonia emersonii CBS 393.64 is the source of this 1188-nucleotide messenger RNA. Its product is annotated as AflR-like C6 zinc cluster transcription factor. The transcript is spliced from 2 exons. Gene Ontology annotation, cellular component: nucleus. The record is from RefSeq and is a predicted model, not a curated record. Gene Ontology annotation, biological process: positive regulation of transcription by RNA polymerase II; aflatoxin biosynthetic process. NCBI's taxonomy places the organism in Eukaryota, Fungi, Ascomycota, Eurotiomycetes, Eurotiales, Trichocomaceae. Gene Ontology annotation, molecular function: sequence-specific DNA binding; DNA-binding transcription factor activity, RNA polymerase II-specific; zinc ion binding. Bases 1 to 1188 code for a protein of 395 amino acids.